AUGAGCAUCAUGUACGUGAGUUAUCUUUUGGAUAAAGAAACCAGCAUGUAUCCAGGAUCCGUAAGGUGCAGCAACAACAACAACAACCUGCCAGUGCAAAACUUUGUCUCCACUCCAUCCUAUUCAGAUUACAUGGGAUAUCAUCAUGUGCCAAGUAUGGACAACCAAGGACAGUCUUCGGGAGCUUGGGGAUCUCACUAUGGCACGCAAAGGGAGGAUUGGAAUACUUAUGGCCCAGGACCCUCCAGCACAGUUACUGCUGCACAAAUCAAUGGCUCGUCUCCUGGGCAGAUCUCCUACAGCUCUGCUGAUUACAAUUCCCUGAAUCCUGCUGGAUCUGGGGUUUUACCUCCUGUAGGUACAAUUAACACAGAGCAAAUCUCUCCCAACAGUCAAAGGCACAGCUCUUAUGAAUGGAUGAGGAAAACGGUGCAAUCCACUUCCACAGGUAAAACAAGAACAAGAGAGAAGUACCGGGUGGUUUACACAGAUCAUCAGAGAUUAGAACUGGAGAAGGAAUUUCAUUACAACAGAUACAUUACAAUCAGGAGGAAGUCUGAACUUGCAGCAAAUCUAAGACUUUCCGAGAGACAGGUGAAAAUCUGGUUCCAGAAUCGCAGAGCCAAAGAAAGAAAAUUAAUGAAGAAGAAAAUGACUCAUUUUGAUGGCACCAGCCUUAGCUCUAUGCAGAGUGACUCUGGCUCAGUGAGCCCCAUCCCAGGACAUAACCCACAGACUCAUUCGGAAAUGUCCAGUUCUUUAUUUCCCCCGCCACCUCCUCCACUUCCAAUGAAUAGCUUACAGCACAAUGGGAACCUUCAGCAGGUUGUGGCCUCUCAGUAA
Messenger RNA from Trachemys scripta elegans, 843 nucleotides. Its product is annotated as homeobox protein CDX-1-like. The record is from RefSeq and is a predicted model, not a curated record. NCBI's taxonomy places the organism in Eukaryota, Metazoa, Chordata, Testudines, Emydidae. Gene Ontology annotation, cellular component: nucleus. Gene Ontology annotation, molecular function: RNA polymerase II transcription regulatory region sequence-specific DNA binding; DNA-binding transcription factor activity, RNA polymerase II-specific. Gene Ontology annotation, biological process: regulation of transcription by RNA polymerase II; embryo development; cell differentiation. The transcript has 3 exons. Bases 1 to 843 code for a protein of 280 amino acids.